This is a messenger RNA of Sorex araneus (European shrew), 2066 nucleotides long. It is a transcript of the gene POU3F3, whose product is annotated as POU class 3 homeobox 3. The transcript has a single exon. The record is from RefSeq and is a predicted model, not a curated record. Gene Ontology annotation, molecular function: DNA-binding transcription factor activity, RNA polymerase II-specific; RNA polymerase II cis-regulatory region sequence-specific DNA binding. NCBI's taxonomy places the organism in Eukaryota, Metazoa, Chordata, Mammalia, Eulipotyphla, Soricidae. Gene Ontology annotation, cellular component: nucleus. Bases 85 to 1584 code for a protein of 499 amino acids. Gene Ontology annotation, biological process: regulation of transcription by RNA polymerase II; brain development.
UGCGCGGCGGCGGCGGCGGCGGCGGCCGCGGCCGCGGCGGCGGCGGCGGUGGUGGCGGCGGUGGGGUGGCGGGAGCGGAGCGGCAUGGCCACGGCGGCUUCUAACCCCUACCUGCCGGGGAACAGCCUGCUGGCGGCCGGCUCCAUUGUGCACUCGGACGCCGCGGGCGCCGGCGGCGGCGGCGGCGGCGGCGGUGGCGGCGGCGGUGGCGGCGGCGGCGCGGGGGGCGGCGGCGGCGGCAUGCAGCCCGGCAGCGCCGCCGUGACCUCGGGCGCCUACCGCGGGGACCCUUCCUCCGUCAAGAUGGUCCAGAGCGACUUCAUGCAGGGGGCCAUGGCCGCCAGCAACGGCGGCCAUAUGCUGAGCCACGCACACCAGUGGGUCACGGCCCUGCCCCACGCCGCCGCCGCCGCCGCCGCUGCCGCCGCCGCCGCCGUGGAGGCCAGCUCGCCGUGGUCGGGCAGCGCCGUGGGCAUGGCCGGCAGCCCCCAGCAGCCGCCGCCGCCGCCGCCGCCGCCGCAGGGCCCCGACGUGAAGGGCGGCGCCGGGCGUGACGACCUGCACGCGGGCACCGCGCUGCACCACCGCGGGCCGCCGCACCUCGGGCCGCCGCCGCCGCCGCCGCACCAGGGCCACCCGGGAGGUUGGGGCGCCGCCGCCGCCGCCGCCGCUGCCGCCGCCGCCGCCGCCGCCGCUGCGCACCUCCCGUCCAUGGCCGGCGGCCAGCAGCCGCCGCCGCAGAGCCUGCUCUACUCGCAACCCGGGGGCUUCACGGUGAACGGCAUGCUGAGCGCGCCCCCGGGCGCGGGCGGCGGCGGCGGCGGCGCGGGCGGCGGCGCCCAGAGCCUGGUGCACCCGGGGCUGGUGCGCGGGGACACUCCCGAGCUGGCCGAGCACCACCACCACCACCACCACCACGCGCACCCGCACCCGCCGCACCCGCACCACGCGCAGGGGCCGCCGCACCACGGCGGCGGGGGCGCGGGGCCUGGCCUCAACAGUCACGACCCGCACUCGGACGAGGACACGCCGACGUCCGACGACCUGGAGCAGUUCGCCAAGCAGUUCAAGCAGCGGCGCAUCAAGCUGGGCUUCACGCAGGCCGACGUGGGGCUGGCACUGGGCACGCUCUACGGCAACGUGUUCUCGCAGACCACCAUCUGCCGCUUCGAGGCCCUGCAGCUGAGCUUCAAGAACAUGUGCAAGCUCAAGCCACUGCUGAACAAGUGGCUGGAGGAGGCGGACUCGAGCACCGGCAGCCCCACGAGCAUCGACAAGAUCGCGGCGCAAGGCCGCAAGCGCAAGAAGCGGACAUCCAUCGAGGUGAGCGUCAAGGGCGCGCUCGAGAGCCACUUUCUCAAGUGCCCCAAGCCCUCGGCGCAGGAGAUCACCAACCUGGCCGACAGCCUGCAGCUGGAGAAGGAGGUGGUGCGGGUGUGGUUCUGCAACCGGCGCCAGAAGGAGAAGCGCAUGACGCCGCCCGGCAUCCAGCAGCAGACGCCCGACGACGUCUACUCACAGGUGGGCACUGUGAGCGCUGACACGCCACCGCCUCACCACGGGCUGCCGACGAGUGUGCAGUGAGGUCGGGGGCCGCCGCGCCCCCUCGAGGGCUGCCGCCGCCCGCAGCCUCCAUCGCCCGCCACAGCCGCCGCCGCCGCCGCCGCCGCCGCAGCCGCCGCCGCCGCCGCCAGCGGAGCCCGCCCCUGGCCCGCUGCCCUGCUCUGAGCCCACAGCCGGCCACGCUCGCCCUUCGGAGGGGAAAAAAGAGAGAGAGACGGACCAAGGAGACGUGCGUGUGUGUGUGUGUGUGUGUGUGUGUGUGUGUGUGCUGUGUGUGUGUGCUGUGUGUGUGUGUGCUGUGUGUGUAUGGUGUGUGUGUAUGGUGUGUGUGUGUGCUUAAUCCAAGGAAAGAGGGGGGAACGCAUACCCUAAGUACCCAGACUUUUAUAUUCAUAGAUCACAGAAGGAAGAAAAGGAAAGAAAGAAAGAAAGAAAGAAAGAAAGAAAGAAAGAAAGAAAGAAAGAAAGAAAGAAAGAAAGAAAGAAAGAAAGAAAGAAAGAAA